Molecule: messenger RNA, 2242 nt
Organism: Diorhabda sublineata
Lineage: Eukaryota; Metazoa; Arthropoda; Insecta; Coleoptera; Chrysomelidae
Product: beta-galactosidase-1-like protein 2
Exons: 5
Coding region: 37-1992 (651 amino acids)
Biological process (GO): carbohydrate metabolic process
Cellular component (GO): vacuole
Molecular function (GO): beta-galactosidase activity
Source: RefSeq, a predicted model, not a curated record
ACAAUCAAUUAUUUAGAAGUAUUAUUGAAUAGUGAAAUGUCUCUAACGAAGGACAUAUUGCCCACUCUAUACGAGUACUAUGCCGAAAAUGGAAUCAAGGCGGGUUUGUCUGAUAAAACACCUCAGUUUACUCUCAAUAACAAAAAUAUUACAAUAUAUAGUGGAGCUUUCCACUAUUUUAGAGUUCCAAGGGCUUACUGGAGAGAUAGAUUGAGAAAAAUGAGAGCUGCAGGACUAAAUACAGUUGAAACUUAUAUUCCAUGGAAUCUCCAUGAACCUCAACCAGGUGUUUACGAUUUUGGUAGCGGUGGAACAGAUAUGGAAGACUUUCUACACUUGGAAGAGUUCUUGAAAGCUGCACAAGAAGAAGAUUUGCUAGCACUUGUUAGACCUGGUCCUUAUAUUUGUGCUGAAUUUGAGUUUGGCGGUUUUCCUAGUUGGAUUUUAAGAGACACUGAUACCGUAAGAUCCUCCAAUGACAAAAAUUAUAUGUCACAUGUGAAAAGAUGGUUCAAUGUACUAUUACCGAUCCUGGCACUUCUGCAAUUUCAAAAGGGGGGGCCAAUUGUUGGAUUUCAAAUUGAAAAUGAAUUCGGAAGUUUAGGAAGACAUGAUCCGCAAUAUUUAGGAACCCUGCAGCAGUUGUUCAUAGAUAAUAAUAUUACUGAAUUAUUGUAUACGGCAGAUUCUCCUGGGAACACUAAUGGUUCCAUAGAUGGAGUGUUACAGACGGGCAAUGUGGGUAGUGUAAUAGAUAUUCUAACGGGUUUAGCAAAAUUGAGAGAAUUACAACCGGAAAAACCACUUAUGGUUAUGGAAACUUACACAGGUUGGUUUGAUCAUUGGGGAGAGGAGCAUCAUACAACAACAACUAUUGCAUAUUUAGCCAUAUUACAUACCAUCCUCGAUUUUCCAUCUUCGUUGAAUAUGUACAUGUUUAUUGGUAGUACGAGUUAUGGUUUCAUGAACGGAGCAAAUGACGUUACGAGAGGUACAAAUAACUCAGGCCUACAAAUAGACACUACCAGCUACGAUUACGAUUCUCCCAUAACAGAGUGGGGAACAUACACUGAUAAAUACGAAUUGAUUCGAAUAUCAAUUAUAACUGAUAACAAAAUUAAAACUAAGCUUCCAGAAAAACCUAGCGUACGCGAACCUGUACAUUAUUCGGAAUUGAAACCAGUGGGACAGAUACUUUUAACCCAAAUUAUUGAAGACGCCAAAUAUAAAAUAGAAUCAGAAAACUUGCUACCUAUGGAGAUGCUGCCUAUUAACAAUAACUCCGGACAAAGUUACGGUUAUGUGACUUACAGGAAAAAUAAACUGAAUUUAUUGCCAAACGCUACUCUGAAAAUUUCUGGUUACGUGCGUGAUACUCUUUUAAUUCUGGUGAAUGGUGAACUAGUAUCCCCAGUACCAAGGAAAGAAACUGACAUUGAUGGUAUUGGAUUUUGGAAACUGUACAAUUCAACUAUUGUUCUAACUGAUAAGAAAAUGAAUAAUGCUACUUUAGAUUUAGUUAUAGAAAAUUUUGGAAGAAACAACUACGGUGGUUUGGAUCAGUUUCAUCAGUUCAAAGGACUUACUGAUGAUGUUUUCAUCGAUGAUUAUAAACUAACAAAUUGGCAAAUUAUUCCUUUGGAAUUCAAAUCCGCGUGGACUAGGAAACUUAACGGAUGGCAUUCUAUUGAUAAUAAUAAAAGUAUCCCCGCGCUAUAUAAAUUUAUUCUCAACGUAAACGACGAACCGGCCGAUUCGUUUAUUGACAUGAGAGAAUGGAUUAAAGGUAUAACAAUUGUGAACGGAUUCGUGUUAGGGAGACACUUUUUUAUAGGCCCGCAGUUUACACUUUAUUUGCCAGCACCACUAUUGAAAGAGGGAGAGAAUGAAAUUGUGGUUUUUGAACAUUAUGACGCACCUGAGAAUUUGCGUUUUUCCAAUCAACCUAUUUAUAAGACUGGAUCAAGAUCGAAUCGAAGAUACAGCAACUGACGGUUAGCGAUAUAUUUUCAUUUUUCGAAUUUCCUUCUGGUUAGAACGGAACAGGAUUCCAAACCAAAAUGUUGAUGUGAUAUUUUUUCUGGACAAUGUUUAAUUUUUAUCUCAUUGGAUACCCAAAAUUUCGCCGCGGUUUUGUCUCAAAAUUCUGUUCACGUUUGAUUUUAUUUUUUAUUUUCUAUAUAAUGAAUUUCUUUAAGAUAAUACUACUAAUCGAACCAGGAAAGUAUAAUACAAUUACUCU